CAGACUCUUCAGAGAGAAUUAGCCGAUUCUAUCAUACGGUGCGCUCCUCUCGACGACAUACGAAUACUACUGGCCUGCGGGGCAAAAGUCAAUGAACCCGUCACUCAGGGGCUCAGACCAUUGCAUUACGCAACGUAUCAGAAGUAUUCCGAAGCCGUCAAUCUUCUUCUUGUUCGAGGCAGUGAUGUGGACGCCAUGGAUGAGGUCGGAUACACAGCUCUGCAUUUAUGCGCUGAGAGGGGGUAUUCAGAUCUGAUGAAAAUGCUUUUGGAUCGCAGCUGUCGAGUGAAGUUCACAGAACUACAGCCCGACGAUAAGGCUUUAGGCAACCCUCCAAGAGCUACAUUGGCUGACGAGCCGUUAAGAUUGGCCAUUAAGAAUGGCCACAAAGAGUGCGCUGAGAUACUGCUCCAGAACGGGGCCGACCCUAACGCCCGCUACUUCUUGGGAUCCGAGAUAAACCUGAUUUCGCCGCUAAACAUCACUUUCAUGGAAAUGCUCCUCAAGUUCGGCGCCUGUGCUGACGCCAGAGAUCGGUCCGGUUUGACACCAUUGAUGAAAGCUUGUCGACACCCGCAGGGAUACGCGGCCGCGAAGAUACUGCUCCACUACGGCGCCGAUCCAAACGCCAUGACCUCAGAGCGUCACGACCACAGAACUGUUCUCCAUUACGCCGUAUUGAGUGGUAAUAUAGAUAUCGUACGACUGCUUCUGCAUCACAGCGCGAAUGUCAGGUUUCCGCACGACUUUCAAAAGCCCACUCCUCUUGACUUCGCUAUAUUGAGGGGAAACGUGGAAAUGGUUAAACUGCUCAUCCAUUCGGGUGCAGACGUGAACGUCGGAUCUCCAAUCAUAGGACUGCCACUCCAUAUCGCUCUCUCGGAAAAAGUUGAGAACAAAGUGGAAAUCGUGAAAAUCCUUUUGGACGCCGACGCCGACCCCAACGCCAUUACCGUCGAUGAAAGGGGUCCUCUACUGAAACCCCCUUUAGGAGAGUAUUUCAACUCUUCUGAAGCACCAAAUUAGCUGAAGCGAGAGAUCGAUGUUUGGAAGAAAGCCUGUAAUUCUAUAUCCGGUUAUUCAAGAGACGAGAACUCCGUUCGCGGAGUACUUAAGCGUAAAGUUAUGGCACUCGAGAAUCUUCUCCACCAACAUCUAUACGACACCAAACCCUCAGAAGAUGACUAUUUGGCAAUUCUCGAAGAUCUUCAAAACAAAUACAAAAUCCGAAACAAACCUCUACUGAUAAAGUCUGGAAUAGUGAUGGCUUUAGUGAUUACCCUAUUCUUUAUGCAAAGUAUUCCCAAUUUGGAUCUCAGUCUCGGAUGGAUUGCGAUAUUAGGCGCUAUUUUGCUCCUUAUUUUGGCCGAUUUUGACGAAUUGGAAAGUGUUAUCUCACGAGUCGAGUGGUCGACACUUAUAUUCUUUGCGGCGCUGUUUGUAGUGAUGGAGGCGUUGGCGGAGUUGAAGUUCUUGUGGUGGAUCGGAAGGCUAACUCAGGAUCUAAUUAAUUCUGUCCACGAAGACAACCGUCUGAUUGUUGCCAUUUUAGUAUUCCUAUGGGUGUCGGCAUUGGCUUCAAGUCUCAUCGAUAACAUUCCCUUUACAACAGUUAUGGUGAAAAUAAUCGAGGAUUUGUCCGAAAACAACGAAUUCCACGUCCCGUUGACUCCACUCAUAUACGCCCUCGCAUUCGGCGCCUGUUUAGGCGGUCNGUCUCAUCGAUAA
This is a messenger RNA of Medioppia subpectinata, 1728 nucleotides long. Lineage: Eukaryota; Metazoa; Arthropoda; Arachnida; Sarcoptiformes; Oppiidae. The record is from the annotation of a GenBank genome assembly.